AUGUCUUUUUGUCUUGUUGAAGCUGAAAAUCUCUGUGAAUAUGAUACAGAAUAUUCUCCAACCAAUAACGACCAUGAUGAUGAUUAUUCAACAACCCCUGAUUUACUAAAUGACAAUUUUGAUUCUUCAACUGACCAACCAAAUAAUGAAAGAGCAACAGUAGAAGUCCCACCUCCCUACCCUGCAUUUAGAAUAGCUUAUGCUAUUAAAGCCAAUAAACAAUUAAAUAUUUUACAACCAACAUCUUCAAUUUCUGAUUCAGUUCCAACUCUUCAUGAGUUUUUUGAACAACUAAAUAAAGCUUAUAAUGAUAGUAACGAUGAUUAUUUAAAAUUGGAAGCAGCAUUUGCAAGAGAAAAACUAACUGUAAACG
This is a messenger RNA of Racocetra fulgida, 373 nucleotides long. The record is from the annotation of a GenBank genome assembly. NCBI's taxonomy places the organism in Eukaryota, Fungi, Glomeromycota, Glomeromycetes, Diversisporales, Gigasporaceae.